Molecule: messenger RNA, 1300 nt
Organism: Mauremys mutica (yellowpond turtle)
Lineage: Eukaryota; Metazoa; Chordata; Testudines; Geoemydidae
Product: C-type lectin domain family 2 member D-like
Exons: 6
Coding region: 638-1270 (210 amino acids)
Source: RefSeq, a predicted model, not a curated record
UGGAGUGGAAAAUACAGUAGGAAGAGAUAUAUACAGAGAACAUGAAACAGUGGGUGUUACCAUACACACUGUAAGGAGAAUAGGAGUACUUGUGGCACCUUAGAGACUAACAAAUUUAGUCACCCACUCCUGUGAUGGACCCACAGGGAUUCAGGCCCAGCUGCUCUGGUGAAGGUUACAAACCAGUUUACUCUGUAGCUCCCUCUUCAUUCCCCUGCAUCAUGGGAAGAAAGUGGUGCACAGACCCUGGAGUGGGAAUUAUGGACUUUUGUGAACCCUGCAACCAAGGGGAGAUGCUGAGAAGAGGACUGUGGCCCAGGAAGGGCGAAGGGCUUGUGUUAAUUUGUUUGGAUUCUCACUCCUCCCAGAAGAGGGAGGACACUUGUUGCCAUGGUGACUGUGGGGAGCUACACUGAAUUUAUUACCCAACUGCUGAGGGGAAACUGAGGCAUGGCCAGAGUUCAACUGAGGAACAGGCUCACCGGAUGCCAGGCCAGAUCACCUGGGAGAGAAGCCAAAGCCAGGGACACUGCACUGACUGGAACUGACUCUGCCACGACUGCGUAGAGCCAUUUCUUGCAGCUGGCUCCAAGCUGAUCAGAGUCCAGCACCCACCGCUGCCUCCCUGAGAGGAGAAAUGCGGAAGGGAGCAGAAGCAGAUCCUCCUGGACAGCUUCUUAACAGCUCCAUAGACUUGAAGGGUUCUGGAGAACGAGAUCAUCCAGCUAAUUCCAGCUCCAGGAAACCUGCAGUAUGGGAUCGUCCAGCUGCCCUCAGAGCCAUAAUCGUGGUUACAAUGGUCGUCAUCAUCGCUCUAGUAGCAGCUUUGAUAGUGGUAACAUCUAAGCAGCCUCCUCCAUGCCCCCCUGCUGCCCCCUGGUGCCCGGAAGGCUGGAUCCGGAUCCAAGGGAAAUGUUACUAUUUUUCUAAGGCUGAAGAGAACUGGACCUACAGCCAGAGCUUCUGCUCUUCACACGGUGCCUCCCUGGCCGGGAUUGAGAGUCCGCAGGAGCUGGGUUCCUUGCUGCCAUACGAAGGCAAACUGGACCACUGGAUCGGCCUCCGGAAGGACACGGGCCAGGUCUGGAAAUGGGCCGACGGGACCGAGUUUGACCAUUGGUUUCAAAUACACGGAGGCGCAGACUGUGCGCAGCUGGACGAAGAUUUCACUGUUGUCACAUCAAGCUGCAGCACACCAAGAAAAUGGAUCUGCAGUAAACCUGAUACCCCUGGGAAGGGAGAGGAGGGAGCAGUGGGAGGGGAUUCGUGAACUCAAGGGGAAUUAGAGACCAGCUGUGGC